This is a messenger RNA of Opisthorchis viverrini, 189 nucleotides long. RefSeq lists its product as hypothetical. The transcript has a single exon. The record is from RefSeq and is a predicted model, not a curated record. The coding region runs from base 1 to 189 and encodes 62 amino acids. Lineage: Eukaryota; Metazoa; Platyhelminthes; Trematoda; Opisthorchiida; Opisthorchiidae.
AUGGGGUGGGGUUACUUCGGAUGGCAUGGCACCACUACGCAAGCGGCUCGCCUCGUGACAGAGCGGUAUUCUCGCGAGGAACGAACAGCAAGUCCGCCCAAACCACAUAUUUCGGAACUAGAUGACCUCUUGUAUCGUCAAGCUUCAGAUACAACGAAAAUCAAUGGGUUGUCGUUCCCCAAUCAUUGA